Messenger RNA from Aspergillus terreus NIH2624, 963 nucleotides. Its product is annotated as aldo/keto reductase. Gene Ontology annotation, molecular function: D-xylose reductase (NADPH) activity. Gene Ontology annotation, biological process: D-xylose catabolic process. The coding region runs from base 1 to 963 and encodes 320 amino acids. Lineage: Eukaryota; Fungi; Ascomycota; Eurotiomycetes; Eurotiales; Aspergillaceae. Gene Ontology annotation, cellular component: cytosol. The record is from RefSeq and is a predicted model, not a curated record. The transcript has 2 exons.
AUGGCCACCCCCACUAUCAAGCUGAACAGCGGCUUUGACAUGCCCCUCGUGGGCUUUGGUCUCUGGAAGGUGAACAACGACACCUGCGCCGACCAGGUCUACGAGGCCAUCAAGGCCGGAUACCGUCUCUUCGACGGCGCCUGUGACUACGGCAACGAGGUCGAGGCCGGCCAGGGUGUCGCGCGCGCGAUCAAGGAGGGCAUCGUGAAGCGCGAGGAGCUCUUCAUCGUGUCCAAGCUGUGGAACAGCUUCCACGACGGCGACAAGGUCGAGCCGAUCUGCCGCAAGCAGCUGGCCGACUGGGGCGUCGACUACUUCGACCUGUACAUUGUGCACUUCCCCGUGGCGCUCAAGUACGUCGACCCGGCCGUGCGCUACCCGCCGGGCUGGAGCGCCAAGGGCGACGGCUCCAUCGAGUUCAGCAACGCCUCCAUCCAGGAGACCUGGACCGCCAUGGAGACGCUCGUCGACAAGAAGCUCGCCCGCAGCAUCGGCGUCAGCAACUUCUCCGCCCAGCUGCUCAUGGACCUGCUGCGCUACGCCCGCGUCCGCCCCGCCACCCUCCAGAUCGAACACCACCCCUACCUCACCCAGCCCCGCCUCGUCGAGUACGCCCAGAAGGAGGGCAUCGCCGUCACCGCCUACUCGUCCUUUGGCCCGCUGAGCUUCCUCGAGCUCCAGGUUCCCAACGCCACCAACAUCUCGCCGCUGUUCGAGCACGACGUCGUCAAGUCCGUCGCCGACAAGCACGGCAAGACCCCCGCCCAGGUUCUCCUCCGCUGGUCCACCCAGCGCGGCAUCGCCGUCAUCCCCAAGAGCAACAACCCCACCCGUCUCUCGCAGAACCUCGAGGUCACCGGCUGGGACCUGGAGCAGAGCGAGAUCGACGCCAUCAGCGCGCUCGACAUCGGCCUGCGCUUCAACGAUCCUAUCGGCUACGGCAUGUAUGUGCCCAUCUUCUAG